Colletotrichum phormii is the source of this 1735-nucleotide messenger RNA. RefSeq lists its product as uncharacterized. The record is from RefSeq and is a predicted model, not a curated record. Bases 101 to 1702 code for a protein of 533 amino acids. Lineage: Eukaryota; Fungi; Ascomycota; Sordariomycetes; Glomerellales; Glomerellaceae. The transcript has 2 exons.
AGACUUGGAGCUCUGAAAACCGCGUCGGGCUUAAUUCGUGUCGCUCACUCACCGACUCGAAGUCUCAUGCAACAAUCGACUGCGCUCUUUGUAAGCUCUCAUGGAUAUCAAAUUGGCUUCUGGGAAGACUCGCGAACAGUGGCAGAAGCUGGAAGUAACCAUCGCCCGAGCACACGAAGCAGGCUUCUCCUACGAAAAAGACAAUGGGUUCAUAUACUUUAAGCAGAAACACUGGCGCAUUGGGAUCGAGUGCCUCCGCGAAGUCUUUCUCUCCGAAGACGCUGAUCCUGAUGACGAAUUCUUUGUGGACGCUCAUGACUUCGAUUGGGACUUCCUUAAGGACAAGUCGUGGUAUGAGGCGCAGUCAAACUUCUACGGCCUUCGGUUAGGCAAUGUGAAGAUGAAGACUCUGCGGAAUCUGCACCACGAUAUGGCCGAGUUGGUCAAAUUGGGUGCGUGCGACUCUCCACCCAAAGAUGUAGCCGCUUUCAAGGCGGCUUUCUUUGAGAUGGACCUGACACGGAGAACUCAUGUCGAGAUCUUCAAUGAGCUGGAACGGCUGGAGGACCAAAUCGAAUUCGAUAUUGAUCUCUUCAUAGAGCGCUACUUCGUAAGAGACGGAACGCCCACCCCACACAUCACUCCCGAGCCGAUGGUACUUCGCAAUCUUGUUGAAGAUACUAGAGAUCAACUACCUGGAUUCCUUGACAGCAUCUACGGUCUUUACCAUGAUAUCGUGACACCAGACGAUGGCGAUUCCGAGAACUACACCAUUAUUGCCUGGAGCAUAGAAGCUCUCAACGAGGCAGUGAUUUCAACUGAGCUUUCCUGGAGGGCGAGAUGCGAGAAAGCGAUUGCCGAAGGCAGCGUUCCAGACGAUUGCGCGGAUGAGAUGAAGAAGCAUUACAACUAUGUCUUCAACAACCUUGCGCCACCAGAAAUUGAGUAUCGCAUUGACGGAAAGAAUUUCUUAAUUGAACAGGAAGCGACUCUCAUGCGGCUUGAAGAUGCCCUUGGCAGAUUCAUCGUGAAGUCCCCCGGGAUGGAAGAAGCAUAUACACCUGUGGACCCGGGGCCUUUUCACCUCAAGAUCAGACCUCUUUCGUCGCCAGUUGAGGACGAUGGCCUGUUGGCGGCGGACAUGGACUUCGGUCGUUUCACAGGGACCAUGAUCCUCUCUUUCUCCUAUGACCGGAUGGCGACUGUCCAGUCAAAGGCUGCGAAGCCGACAGAAGGUUACGAAAUAAUAAACGGCGUCGACACUUUGUGGGAGGGUCUGUCUAAGAUGAAGGAUUUUUCUCGUGAUGACACGAAAAAGGUCAUUAAGCAGGCUCUCCGGCGAGCGGAAGGACCAACUGAGUCUGGGGUUCCACAGCGAGACUGGCGACUGUCAACAAUGCGCAAGCCAAACCCAUGGUUUCCUCACAGUGGCUCUCGGCGGCUUUACUUCUGUUCAAAGGGCGUCGAUGAUAAAGGGACCCAGUGCCACAAGGGUGUGCUCGAUUUCAACCCGUCUUGCACCCGGUUUCAAGGCCUCAUCUCAGUGAAUGGAGAUCUACUCAAGUUGAAGGGCUACAGGGCUGAAGACUACUCGCCGCCGCAGUGGAGUAACGACGCGCAGACGGAAUCGGAGGAGGAUGGAGAGUCCGACGAAGAUGGAGAGUCAUCUACGUCUGGGGAGUUGUCACGAAUCAGCAUAUAGAGUAGCUCAUGGAAAUCGGGACCUCAACUGUGG